This is a messenger RNA of Gracilinanus agilis (Agile Gracile Mouse Opossum), 3611 nucleotides long. It is a transcript of the gene SH3RF1, whose product is annotated as SH3 domain containing ring finger 1. The transcript is spliced from 16 exons. The record is from RefSeq and is a predicted model, not a curated record. NCBI's taxonomy places the organism in Eukaryota, Metazoa, Chordata, Mammalia, Didelphimorphia, Didelphidae. The coding region runs from base 1 to 2901 and encodes 966 amino acids. Gene Ontology annotation, molecular function: protein binding.
AUGGGGGCAGCAAGUAAAAUGGCUAGAGUCGAUUCGGAGACUGCAUGGAACAACAAGGGACCCUGGAUUGCUGAGGGGGAAGCAGAAAGGUCUAAAAAUACAGGAAAGCGAGCAUUCAUAUUUUCAGACCAUUUCCCCCAGUGUUCUAUCAUUAAAAACUCACACGCAUGUUUUUCUUUUCCUUUUAAGGGUGUACCUCAGUUACCAUGUGCCAAAGCAUUAUACAACUACGAGGGGAAAGAGCCUGGAGACCUCAACUUCAGCAAGGGCGACAUCAUCAUUUUGCGUCGACAAGUGGAUGAAAAUUGGUAUCAUGGAGAAGUCAAUGGGAUUCAUGGAUUUUUCCCCACUAACUUUGUGCAGAUUAUUAAACCCUUACCCCAGCCUCCACCUCAGUGCAUAGCACUUUAUGACUUUGAAGUGAGAGACAAGGAAGCUGACAAAGACUGUCUGCCAUUUGCAAAGGAUGACGUCCUGAUGGUGAUUCGGAGAGUGGAUGAAAACUGGGCCGAAGGGAUGCUGUCCGACAAGAUCGGGAUAUUCCCCAUUUCUUAUGUUGAGGAGGGAGAAGAGAAACUGAGCAGAUGUGCCUUCUCCCCUUCUCUGAAGUCCUGCACAGCUGGGCUUUGUGCUCGGCUGAGCCAGGUACAUGGGAUCAGCUACUGCUGGCAAGUGUUCCUGAGCCCACACCACACGACACCGUUUGGUCAUGCGGGGGGGAGGAGAGUGGAGCUUCUGCGGAUGAAACUCAAGCAUGUGUUGGGCUUCCAUAUUUUUUUCUUAGGGGCUGGGGAGGGUGAAAAGAUCUUUAAGAAGGAGUUGAAUUCUGAUUCAUGGAAAAAUUCAGGACCUGGAAACAGAACGCCUUCGGAGCUCAGGGAUAAGAAAAGUGGGGAGCCACCAGGUGACAUGCAGAUCUGUAUCCAACAGGCUCCCCUUUCAGGGACUGGAUUUGCUGAAAGAGCCAUGGCGCCAAGCCCACCUGAGGCUACAGUCCUUCCGAGCCACGGGGGUAGCGUGGAGGAGGAUCUUUUCAUUUCAAGAGAGGAAGCCCAAUCGCCUCCCCCCGCUUCGGGGUAUCAGCUCGUGAUGUGUAACUUGAGUGGAAUCGAUCAGGUUCACAUCAGUACCACUGGGCUAAUUGUGACCCCACCUCCGAGCAGUCCCGUCACAACGGGCCCUUCGUUCACCUUCCCAUCAGAUGUGCCCUACCAAGCUGCUCUUGGAGUUCACAUCAGUACCACUGGGCUAAUUGUGACCCCACCUCCGAGCAGUCCCGUCACAACGGGCCCUUCGUUCACCUUCCCAUCAGAUGUGCCCUACCAAGCUGCUCUUGGAAACAUGAAUCCUCCGCUACCCCCACCUCCCCUCCUGGCUGCCACUGUCAAUGCCUCGACAUCUCCAGCUGCUGCCUCCUCCGGAGUGGGACAGAGACCUGCAGGAUCUGCUGACCAAAUUGCACAUUUACGGCCCCAGACGCGACCCAGUGUGUAUGUUGCUAUUUACCCAUAUACACCCCGGAAAGAGGAUGAGUUGGAGCUGAGAAAGGGGGAGAUGUUUCUGGUGUUUGAGCGAUGCCAAGAUGGGUGGUUCAAAGGGACUUCUAUGCACACAAGCAAGAUAGGAGUUUUUCCUGGAAACUAUGUGGCACCAGUCACAAGGACCGUGACGAGUGUAUCCCAGUCUAAAGUCUCGAUGUCUACUUCUGGCCAGACGGGCCGGGUGGUGACCAUGGUCAGUCCGUCCACCACGGCGGGGCCUUCCCAGAAGCUGCAGGGGAACGGCGUGGCAGGGAGCCCCGGCGUGGGGCCUGCCGCGGUGGCGUCCGCCGGCCACAUCCAGACGAGCCCGCAGGCCAAGGUGCUGAUGGCCAUGACCGGCCAGAUGACGGUCAACCAAGCUCGCAACGCCGUCCGUACAGUUGCCGUUCACAACCAGGAGCGCCCCACAGCUGCGGUGAUGCCCAUCCAGGUGCAGAACUCCGCUUGCCUCGGCCCCGCCGCCAUGAUCCUCCCCCAUCAGCAACCUCAGCCUUCGAUCCCGACCUCCGCUGCCUACGUCGCUGCUGCCGUCAACCUCAACCGGCCGACGAUGCCGAUGGCCUGUGUGGCCACUGCUUCUCUGAACUCCCCCGGCGUUCCCGGCACCUCUCUGGAGACAGAACUGAGUGGCCGGGCAGGGACGGCUCUCCCCGGACCCCCCACUUCUCCUGAGAGCGUGGUAUCUGCUGGUGGAAACAGCCUCGCCACCAAAUCGGACAACGUGAGCAAGAGGCGCACAGCUUCUAGCCACUUGGUCUUCGCCUCAACGGAUCCGAGGAUGCAGAAACACGUGGCGUGGCUGGAUUGGUGGUAUGUCACCCUGCCCAGAAAUCUUCUUGGACUCUGCAUGGCUCAAGUACAAAUUCGUGCCCCCUUCUCUGUUUCCCUUUUUGUUGCCAGAUGCAUUGUUAGAAUGAGGCCAGACGGGGACGGGGAGACCGUGGAGGACCCAUGCAGCUGUACCUACACAGCGGGUUGUCGGUCUGCCAAAAACAAAGCAACAACAACACCCAAACCCUUCCUUUCCCAAGAGAGUAGCUUCUGGUUACGUCCAGUUCUGUGUUUCUCCAGCCCUCUGCGUUCAAGGCCAGAGUCCAAGAUCGGAGCUGCUCUGGGGCGCGCGUGCAGGACGGUCUCUAAGGCUGCACCUGGUAGUCAUGUCUUGAUGAAAACGUCUUCUCUCUCUUACAGGCACCGAGUGGUAGUUUCUUAUCCCCCUCAGAGUGAGGCAGAGCUCGAACUCAGGGAAGGCGAUAUCGUCUUCGUCCACAAGAAGCGGGAAGAUGGCUGGUUUAAGGGCACCCUUCAGCACAAUGGAAAGACUGGCCUUUUCCCGGGGAGCUUUGUGGAAAACAUCUGAGAAGACUUCACUGUAUUGAGAAAGCUUCAAAUCCCAUGACCCAAUGAAAGAGCACAAAUGAUCUUAGUGGAAAAAAAAAAAAAAAAAAAAAGAGCACAAUCACCCAUUUUCAGAUGAUCAAGGAUAGAAACAGACUUCUGUAACUGCAGCCAUCAGCCAGAGACGACGGCAGCUUUGUCUGUGGCUUUUCUCCCUUUGGAUUCUGAUGUGUGAUAUGUGCCUUGGACUGUCUGAUUUCUUCUCCAAAAACAAACCUUUUUCUUCUUAUCUGUAACAAAAAUGGACAAUUGUUUACAAGGCUGUAACUAAUUUAUUUGCUUUUUUUUUAAACUUGAAUUCUUGUUAUAGAUAAAUUCUUGGGAUUAUGAUUUUAACAGAUUAUUAAUUUAUGAAAUGAUGCUAAGGAGAAGCUGGAUUCUCUCCUGAUGAGCAAGUGAUUCUUUUGGACAGAGAGUGCAUUCCCCUUCCUUGAUCGUGUCCUCCUUUUAAGCUGUGUGUGGCAGAUUGUAACUUGUCUUUUUGAAAAGGGGUCUGUUGUUGUUGGGUUGUGACGAUGGUGGUGUCUUGUUAAAUUGAUGAAGUCUCUGUAUUUUGUGCCCUCAGAAAAAAGAAGUAGUGAUCUGUCUUCUGGCUCUCCCUUUUCUCAAAUGACAGGAGACUUAGAACUGAAUCCACAAGCAACAAGGAUGUAGAGAGGAGUGAGAAAAUGA